Lolium rigidum is the source of this 1944-nucleotide messenger RNA. RefSeq names its product ATP-dependent 6-phosphofructokinase 6-like. The record is from RefSeq and is a predicted model, not a curated record. The transcript is spliced from 14 exons. Gene Ontology annotation, molecular function: 6-phosphofructokinase activity; ATP binding. Gene Ontology annotation, biological process: fructose 6-phosphate metabolic process; glycolytic process. Gene Ontology annotation, cellular component: cytoplasm. The coding region runs from base 1 to 1695 and encodes 564 amino acids. Lineage: Eukaryota; Viridiplantae; Streptophyta; Magnoliopsida; Poales; Poaceae.
AUGGCGUCCCACAUCAUUCUGCCCAAGGAGGAGGAGGCGGAGCAGGAGGCGGGGCGCGGCGCGGCGGCGGAGGCGGACCACGGCCCGCCGGAGACGCGCGGGUACCGGCACAUGGAGACGGCCCCGAAGCCGCUCCCGUUCUCGGCCACGUGCGUGCGGAUCUCCCGCGACUCCUACCCCAACCUCCGCGCGCUCCGCAACGCCUCCGCCAUGAACCUCCCCGACGACGACGCCGCCUACAUCAAGCUCGACGAGGGCGACUACGGAUACGUCCUCGACGACGUCCAGCACCUCACCGACUACCUCCCCGAACUCCCCACUUUUCCUAACCCAUUGCAAGAUCACCCUGCCUAUUCAACCGUCAAGCAGUAUUUCGUCAAUGCGGAUGACACUGUACCUGAAAAGGUGGUUAUUCAGAAGAACAGCCAACGUGGGGUUCAUUUCCGUCGCGCUGGACCUCGUCAGAGGGUCUACUUCGAGCCAGAAGAUGUGAAAGCAUGCAUUGUAACGUGUGGAGGCCUUUGCCCUGGGCUUAAUACUGUCAUUAGAGAGUUGGUUUGUGGCUUAUCACAUAUGUACAAUGUCAGUGAUAUCUUCGCAAUUCAGAAUGGAUACAAAGGCUUCUAUUCGAGCAAUUAUCUUCCCAUGACACCAAAAAGUGUUAAUGAUAUCCACAAAAGGGGUGGUACAGUUCUUGGAAGUUCACGUGGUGGUCAUGAUACCAACAAGAUUGUAGACAACAUUCAAGAUCGUGGAAUUAAUCAGGUUUACAUUAUUGGAGGAGAUGGAACACAGAAGGGAGCAUACGAGAUAUUCAAGGAAAUUCGGAGACGUGGUCUGAAAGUCGCUGUUGCUGGUAUCCCCAAGACAAUUGAUAAUGAUAUAGCGGUUAUAGACAAGUCCUUCGGUUUUGAUACCGCUGUGGAAGAGGCCCAACGUGCCAUUGAUGCCGCUCAUGUGGAAGCAUCAAGUGCCGAGAACGGCAUAGGCUUGGUGAAGCUGAUGGGUCGCUAUAGUGGGUUUAUUGCAAUGUAUGCUACUCUGGCAAGCAGAGAUGUGGACUGCUGCUUAAUUCCAGAAUCCCCAUUUUAUUUGGAAGGCAAGGGUGGACUUUUCGAGUAUAUAGAAAAGAGGCUGAAGGAGAACAACCACAUGGUCAUUGUUGUGGCUGAGGGAGCAGGACAGGAUCUCAUUGCCAAAAGUAUACCUGUAGCAGAUCAGCUAGAUGCAUCUGGAAAUAAGCUGCUUCUUGAUGUUGGUCUUUGGUUAACUCACAAGAUUAAGGAUUAUUGCAAGAGCAAAAAGAUGGAGAUGACUAUUAAAUACAUAGAUCCAACCUACAUGAUCCGUGCCAUUCCAAGCAAUGCUUCGGACAAUGUCUACUGCACUCUGCUGGCACACAGUGCUAUUCAUGGUGCAAUGGCAGGAUAUAGCUUCACAGUGGGAAUGGUCAACGGCAGGCAUGCAUACAUACCAUUUCAUAGGGUAACAUCAACGCGGAACAAGGUUAAGAUAACCGACAGGAUGUGGGCAAGGCUGCUGUCUUCAACAAACCAGCCAAGCUUCCUGAGCGAGGAGGAUAUCGAGGAGGCCAGAGAGGCCGAUAGGCUGGCCAACAGGCCACCUUUGCCGGCAGGCACCAGCGAGCAUACGAAGAAGCACUCCACGUCGCUAUUGGCAAAUGGUGAGAAAUAGUACGAUCUUAAUUUGGGCAUUUUCCCGAUGAUUCUUGUUGUGUACAGUGGUAACUGUGGUCUGAGCCCGUCAUUUACGGAGUUUUGUUCUCCUUAGCAUCUCCAUGUUGACACGAAUACUGUUGAUGUAGAACGAGUAAUAAACGUACGGUACUAUGGUAUUUGCAUCAGACGUGUGUAGGGUAAAGUUGCUUGUGGUGGACAUCAAUCUGCCACAGUUGUCAUUUUCUUAAAGCAACGUCUUUCCCAA